Aplysia californica (California sea hare) is the source of this 6219-nucleotide messenger RNA. It is a transcript of the gene staufen, whose product is annotated as neuron-specific staufen. NCBI's taxonomy places the organism in Eukaryota, Metazoa, Mollusca, Gastropoda, Aplysiida, Aplysiidae. The record is from RefSeq and is marked validated.
GAGAAAUUAACCGGGUGCAGACAAACAUGGCCGCAUGUUAGUCUGAAAAUUUUCUUUACUGUUUGCCAAUGUUUCAUAGCUCUUAGACGCAUUAUUUGAAGACACUAGAUGGACAAGUAAUUGCACUAAACAGGUGCUUGACUCCAAGAUAGAAGAACAAUAAAAGCUUACUGACUGGUCAACUGGCUUAAAAAGCAUAGUUUCUUAGAGAAUUAAUUUGUUUAAAGAUCUGGGAUCUUUGCUGCAUAAUUCAACGUACAACCCCAUGUCUCACAACCACAUGAUGAAUAACCAACAGCAACAUGCCGCUAUGAUCAACCCAGGGGCUGUGGCAUCUGUCUCUGGUGCACAGGUGCAACAGAGGAGCAUGAUGUCUCAACAACGAGGUGGAUCUCAUGCGAUCAACUCAUCUAAGUCACCGUACCAGUUACAAACUUCUAGCAUCUCCCAGUUUUCUCACCUCCAACAACAACAACAGCAGCAGCAGCAACAACAACUUGUUAAUAACUACCAUAAACAAAAGCAGAUGUCUCCAGACAUAACCUCUCAUCAGUUUUCUAGCUCUACUGGUGGUGGUAUGCCAACUCAAAAUGGAAACUAUCAAAGCAUGUCAGGAAGUUCGAUUCACACUAGCAUGGGACUGGACAAUGGUCAGCUGAGUCUUCAGCAUCAGCACCAUCAAUACUCAUCCCAGCCGGCGCAAGCACUUCAGACAUCAGUUCAACAGCACCACUACCAGUCGCAGCAGAUGACACAGCAACAGCAGCAAGCUGCACAGCAACAACCACAACAACAGUAUCAGUCAUUUCAGCAACAGCAUCAUUUAAUCCAACAGCAGCAGCAACAGCAACAAAUCCACACACAGCAACAGCAACAGUUACCACAACAAGCAAUGCACCAGCAGCAACAACAUUUACAACUUCACCAGCACCUCCAGCAGCGCAGUUUGAACCAGCAGCAGCAACAACAACAACGCUACCAGAAGCAGCAGCAACAGCCUCAACCAAAACAGAUCCUCCAACACAGUCCUACAUCGGGGAAGUCCCUGUCCAGUGCGCCUCAUGGCACCAGUGUUCAGCCGUCUACCUUGCUGAACCAUCAUCAGCACAAUAUGGCUGCACCUCAGGUCACUCCUGUGACCAACGGCGAGUCGGCAGGAGAGGACACUUCCCCCAAGGACAGUCCUCAGGCACCAAAGACGUCUGGCAGGGACAGUGUACAUGUAAGCGACAACGAGGAAAGUGCAAGUAAUGCCUCUGAGAUGCAACAGAGCUUGGCAAACACAAAAGAGAAAACACCUAUGUGUCUUAUCAACGAACUGGCUAGAUUUAAUAAGAUGAGUCACCAGUACACUCUGGUGGAUGAGCAGGGCCCGGCUCACAAAAAGACCUUUUACGUGAAGCUGAAGCUGGGCGAUGAGGAGUAUUCGGCUUCAGGGGAGAGCAUCAAGAAGGCCCAGCACGCUGCGGCAGCCAUUGCCCUAGUAGAAACAAAGUGCCCGCACCCGCCUCCUAAACCCGCCCGACUUGGCUGCUGUGAUCUGGAGAAAUCAGCUGAUGGCAAUAUCACACCGACAGUUGAGCUGAAUGCUCUUGCUAUGAAGCGAGGGGAACCAGCGCUGUACAAGUCCAUUGAGCCUCAGCAACCUCCUUAUUACCACCAGCCAAACAUGGACUUUAGGGGGCUUUACAAUCAGAGAUACCACCAGUACAUGCGUGCAAGUCGUGAUCCUCGUUAUCGUGGCAAUGGGGUGCUGUGGCCUUUGAGGUACCACUACCCGCGUAUGAACCGGGCAUUCUACGUCUCCCUGCGUGUGGGCCACCGUGAGUUCAUUGGCGAUGGCCCCACGCGCCAGGCUGCCCGUCAUAAUGCCGCCCAAAAGGCCCUGCGCAUCCUGAAGAACCUGCCGGUACAGAGUGGAGAAAAGAAGUCAGAGGAGCAAGCAGAUGAAGCAGCAGAGGAUGCAUGUGAAGAAGAUGUCGAUGAUAGCCUCAAAUCAGAGAUCAGCCUCGUCCACGAGAUUGCAUUACGCAGAAAUAUGGUUGUUCAAUUUGAGGUGAUUCGUGAAACUGGCCCCCCUCACAUGAAGAACUUUUUGACCCGCUGCACUGUAGCAGACAUGGUCACUGAGGGAGAGGGCAACAGCAAAAAGACCUCCAAGAAAAAGGCUGCUGAGCUGAUGUUGGAAGAGCUCCGCAAGCUUCCUCCUCUUGCUACUCCUGCUUUCCCGAGACCCAAGUCAAAAAUACAGAUGAAUAAAAAGAAGAACAGAAAUCUGAUCAAGUCUGAACUGCAACAACAAAAGGCUGACCCCAACUAUGGAGUAGGGAUCAACCCGAUCAGCCGUCUCAUCCAGAUCAUGCAAGCACAGAAGAAAAAAGAACCAGUCUACACCCUGGUCACCGAGAGAGGCCUGCCCAGGAGGAGGGAAUUUAUUGUACAGGUUGAGGUUGAGGACAAGACGUGUCCUGGCUCUGGACCCAACAAGAAACUGGCCAAGAGAGCAGCAGCAGAAGCCAUGUUGCAGCUGCUCGGCUACACCAAGCCCAGUCCCCAACCUACAAAAUCCUCUUUCAAAAACCCCUCUACUGGAGAGGCUGGUCAGACUAACGGUGACAAGAAGGUGACCUUUGUUGGCGGAGAUUCUCCUGGUGAUGGAGAUGAUAAAGUCAGCUCUGGCUCCAAUCAGCAAAGAGUGCCUGGUCUGCUUCACCUGCCGUCUAAGUCAAGUGCAUCAUCUUCUGGGAAUCAGCACACAGCGUCCAAAGAGUCUCUAGUCAAUCUUGCCAGUAUCUUGAAGCCAAAUCUGCGGCCGGAGAUACAGCUCAGAGAACUAUGUAAGGCAAUGGACUGUCAACUGGAGAUUGAUGACUUCACUAAGAAGCGCACAAGUGGCACGGAGCACAUUACUCGCAUCACUAUAGGCAGUGAGAACCCCCAGAGCUUCCACGGCAGCAACACCUCCCUGGAGUCCUCCCGGGACAUGGCCGCGCUGGAUGCUCUCAAAGUCCUUGUGGCCAGGGCCAAAGACAUUCACCCUGGAGGUGAUGGUCCUCAGGUGAAGAAGGAUGUGCUGGCAAGAUCUGGAUCGGGAAUGAAAAAAGAUUUCUCCAAGUAACCCAGUGCUGCAUCAUUUCCUGUCUAUGACUAUGGCAGACAGCACUAUGUACGAGACUGAAUGUAAUAUACUCAGAGCUUUGUCUCGUACACUACAUCUGCCAGUGUGUAUAGAUACGAUAUGAUUAGGCCAAAAGAACAUAUUAUAUGAUGGACUGUUGUGAACUCUUUAGUCCUUCUACACCAUUUUUCUUCUUAAAAAAUUAUUAUUAUUAUUAUUUUUUUUUACUGUGGGCUUCUACAUUGGUUUUCUCUCUCUCUCUCUCUCUCUCUCUCUCUCUCUCUCUCUCUCUCUCUCUCUCUCUCUCUCUCUCUCUCUCUCUCUCCCUCUCCCUCCCUCCCCAUCUCCUCUACUCCCAUGAAACACUCAUAAUUACUUUUUCUCUUUCCUCUAGUCUUUUGCUCGACUUUUCUUUCUGCUUGUUUUUCAAAAAGCCCCUCGACUUUCCCUCUUUGUUAAUAUUCUUUUCACCUUUUUUUUUUUGUUUGUUUGUUUGUUUGUUUUAAUUUUUAACGUGCAGACCCAUGUGGAGAUAUUUGUCCAAGUUGGACUCUCCACACUCCUUGGGGUUAGCACUGUUCUGGUGGGAUUUUUGUUUUUCUUAGUGCUCUUUCUUUUUUUUUUUUCUUUUUUUUUGGCGAUUCCUUGCCAGGUUCCAAUUUUUGAUAAGAUAAGUUUUGAGGGCAUUUUUUUCUACUCGUGUUUUGUUGGGUUUUUACUUGGUUUUGAUUGGAAUGUUUUUGUCCAAUGCUCACUUUAAGUUUAUUUGAAUUUUGUUUUUCCUUUGGACAUAAGCCAAAUCUCUCUCUCUCUCUCUCUUUGGGUGGUGAGAAUUUUGGAGUCAUGCUGUCAUGAUUGCAAGUCCAAGGUGGAAACUAAUAAUAUACUCAACUUUGUCGUUCCUGUCAAACAGUAAGGUUGACUUUUGAUCAUGGGACAAAAAGUCAGAUGUAGUCUCCCAAGGUUCAAAGGGAGUUUGGUUUUGUUUUGUUUUUCAUUUUACAAUCUGAAUUCAAUUUUUCAUUAAUUUUUUCCCCCUCUUACUAUAGAACAUUUUGCCUUGUAUGCUCUAUCUCAGAUGAUCCAAUUGGUGCAUCGUUGUGUUUGUAGUUCCCAUGCCACAAAUUCUGUAUAAAAAAUGGGAUAGGUAAUAAGGGUUGUUCGACCCUGUGACUGCCUGCCACUCAAGUUCUCAAUUUGUUAUUUGUUGAGGAAAAUAGAAGGAUGCUAAUUUUUCAUUUCCCCCCACCCCCCAUGUAGAAACUAUUCUGAAGUCACAAGUGUAAGCACUUCAGAGGUAGAUGUUUGCUGUACAAUAUUUUCAAGAGCCGGCUGAAAAUUUGACCCAUGACUCAAAUCUCGCUUUAUCGUUACAGUUUGUUUUGAUGAAACUCAUUCAUUGAAUAGUAGUAUGCUCCCCACUAUUUUAUUGCCUCUAUAUUGUUAAGAACAAAAAAUUACUUCUUUGAUAGAAAGUUGUUUUUGAAUGCUUCUGUUUAAAAGCAGAUGCUGUCUGCGCAUUUUUUUAUGUAUAGGGUUUUGAGGUUUUAGAGAUAAAUCAAAAGAGUUUAUUCUACAAGUAUCCUCUUAAUGUCUUGUACUGAUGGUCUUUAGUUUAUUCAAAUAAAACCUGUGUGUUCGUAGUUGGUUCUAUUUUCUAAGAAUUUUGUUUGUGGAAAAUGAGCGAAUUCGUUGCAUCCUCAUCUGAAUGUGAUAUUUUUUCUUGAAGCGUGCUAUGUACGGGUGAAGUUGAAUGAUGGAGAAAAAUGACCUCCGAUGUAUUCAUGUUAUUUGAUUGGGUUGCAAGUGUUUGUAUUACCGUUUGAAGAGUGAUGGACGAUUGGGAAGACAGACAAAACUGUGGAAUAUAAUGAAAGCUUGUUGGCUGAAAAAUGUGGUCGGUUCAUUGCUUCGUCCAUAUGUCCUUGCUGUAAGUGGACAUACAUGGUGAGAGCAUUACACCAGAAAUGUGACGUAAAAUUUUAUGGCUUCCUGGGGUGCCCUUGGCAAGGAGUGUUAUGAAUGAUGCCUAAUUCACAGCUGAGACGACCUUCAAAAUUAUACUACAGAAUCUUCAGGAUCUUCUUGUCUCCGGUGUGAAUCUGGGUCUGUGUGGUCUCGUACUGCCAUUCUACAGCAUAGGUCUUGGCUGUACUCUGGCCACCAGCGUGGGAGAGAUGAGAGAGAGGUGGGGGAGAUUGGGCACUUGUGGAGAGGUCGAUAGGGGAACGCAAUGGACUUUCAGCACAGAUUGUUCCAGUAUUUGGAGGACCGCUUGAUAUUGGACUAUGAUGACAUGCUUACUGCAUGUGCGUGCGUGUGUGUUUACGAGUAAGAUUGUUGUGCGCGUGUGUUCUAUCUGCAUGUUGGUGCCUGUGUAUACACAGCCAUCGUCAACGGUGUCUGCUCUGCACUGCAUUUUUCAGUGUGGGUUUUCAUCCAAACUAAUCAUUUGUUUUGUGGCUAAGUGAAAACAGGGUGGCCUGUUUGUUAUUUGGGGAAUGUUUGAAAUAAUGGUAUUUUUGUUUGGGUUUUUUUUGUUUUGUUUUUUUCCUGCAUUGAUAUUGUUUUGUGAGACUGUAGAAGUUGCAUGGCACUUUUGAUACUGUUAAGUUUGCUAGUUAAUUUCCUUUGGAUCUGGUUUUACACUUGAAAGUUGUAUUCUUGUUUGUUACAGAUUUAAAGAUUUGAAUGCAGAUUGGAAAUCUGUGUGCUUUUGAAUUUUGUUUAUAAUGAUUUUUGGAUUCCAGUUUUGGCAGUCAGCCAAUAGUUAUAUAAAGUUGUUUGAAAUUCUUUCACUUUCUGUUUAUGAUAAUUCUGGUUACUGAUUACCGUUGGCUUCAGGCAGAAGCUGUGACCGUUUUCUUAAGACCCCUCCAUCUCAAAGCACAUGCAGACAGGAUAAUGACCCUCAGUGGGAGGGAAAAUUUUAGGACAUAGUUUUUGUCCUCCCUUGUUGUUAUUGAAACGUUACUAUUGAGUGAAAUGCUAAAGUUAGAAUAGUUCAUUUCAUGUUGUUAAUCCAGUUUAUUUCUUUUGCAUGGAAGCGAAUGAUUGAUUGAUUUGUUUGGUAUUGUGAAUUGAGAAUAAAGUGUUUCGAC